Penicillium concentricum is the source of this 969-nucleotide messenger RNA. RefSeq lists its product as uncharacterized. NCBI's taxonomy places the organism in Eukaryota, Fungi, Ascomycota, Eurotiomycetes, Eurotiales, Aspergillaceae. The transcript is spliced from 3 exons. Bases 1 to 969 code for a protein of 322 amino acids. The record is from RefSeq and is a predicted model, not a curated record.
AUGCAGUUCUUUUUUCCCAAGAAGCACAAGCACCACAAGAUCCUCCUUUGGUUGAUGGCCGGGGAGUUCCCGAUCACCAUCGUAAUGCUGACAUUAACCGGUAUCGCCUCCCACAAUCUAUACCGGACAUUAUUAUGGCAAGAUGGAGCAGACAAUGGAUUCAACAGUGCUCCAAACGAGGCACUAUAUGCAGCAGCAAACUACAGAACAUUCAAGCCCCCCAUGGUUUGGUCCGGAUUCAUCACCAAUUACAACCUUGUCCUUGGUGUUCUGAGCACCUUCUUCCUCAUCACAAAAUUACCUACUCACUGGAUGAACCUAUUUUAUCCUCCUGUUGCGGUCGCCGUCCACAUGUCCUUGAUCGUUCUGUAUCUCGUGUCAGCAGUGUAUCAGGCUGGGUCUGACAUGUCAGACCCCAGGCAUCCCCAGUCAGGAGCCCCGUGGUACAUUGCGAAGAGUUGCAGCGUCGCAUUUAGAAAGUCCAAUAUUGGAUACUGCAUGCAAGCUAAAGCGCUCUUUGCUGUGACCGUCAUCAUGGUUAUCUACUAUACAGUUAUUCUCGGCUUCAAUAUCCACUCCUGCUUUAUAACGCCCGAAGAACGGGCAGAGAUCCUGGAACAGAGAGAAGAGCGUCGCAUCGAGAAGGAGUUCGAAGAAGAGAUCAUCAAGUCUCCCGGCAUGAUCCCCAUGACCCCCGGCUCAAUGCCUCGAGGACCAGCCAUGGUUCCCCGCACCCCUGGUGUUCCACCCAUGGCCGUUGGAGGAAAUAUCUCACCCUUCACCCCCCGCACGCUGGCCUUCAACCGACUUGGUAAUGGCAGUACCGCCUCGGACCUCCCUCUAAGAGACAACUCCCACGUGCCUCAGCCCCAAUACACAUCCCUGCAUUCGCAUGAAGUCAGCCCCCAGAGUUCGGUAGCGUCACCGAUGUACUUCCCUCCGCCGCCAAAGAAGGCUGCCAAGUCCUGA